This is a messenger RNA of Branchiostoma belcheri (Belcher's lancelet), 1612 nucleotides long. RefSeq names its product zinc finger protein 678-like. Gene Ontology annotation, molecular function: RNA polymerase II cis-regulatory region sequence-specific DNA binding; DNA-binding transcription factor activity, RNA polymerase II-specific. The coding region runs from base 15 to 905 and encodes 296 amino acids. Lineage: Eukaryota; Metazoa; Chordata; Leptocardii; Amphioxiformes; Branchiostomatidae. Gene Ontology annotation, cellular component: nucleus. Gene Ontology annotation, biological process: regulation of transcription by RNA polymerase II; central nervous system development. The transcript has a single exon. The record is from RefSeq and is a predicted model, not a curated record.
AAACAUUCAUCACCAUGGCAACAAGAGCGCUGACGUCAGCUUCACCGCGCACUCACACUGGAGAGAAACCCUACAAGUGUGAGGAGUGCAGCAAGCAGUUUAGUGAGUUCGGUUGUCUGAAGAAGCACAUGCGGACUCACACUGGUGAGAAGCCCUACAGAUGUGAGGAGUGCGGCAAACAGUUCAAUGAAUUGGGUUCCCUGAAGAAGCACAUGAGAACUCAUACCGGAGAGAAACCGUACAGAUGUGAGGAGUGCAGCAAACAGUUUAGUGAGUCGGGUUGUCUGAAGAAGCACAUGCGGACUCACACUGGUGAGAAACCCUACAGGUGUGAGGAGUGCAGCAGGCAGUUUAGUGAGUUGGGUCAUCUGAAGAAGCACAUGCGGACUCACACGGGCGAGAAACCCUACAGAUGUGAGGAGUGUAGCAAACAGUUCAGUCGGCUAAGUCACCUGAAGAUACACAUGCGGACUCACACUGGUGAGAAGCCCUACAGGUGUGAGGAGUGUAGCAAACAGUUUAGUGAGUCGGGUUGUCUGAAGAAGCACAUGCGAACUCACACUGGGGAGAAACUCUACAGAUGUGAGGAGUGCAGCAAACAGUUCAGUCGACUGAGUCUCCUGAAGAUACACAUGCGAACUCAUACUGGUGAGAAACCCUACAGGUGUGAGGAUUGCAGCAAACAGUUUAGCACGCUAAGCAAUCUGAAGACACACAUGCGGACUCACACUGGCGAGAAACCCUACAAAUGUGAGGAGUGCAGCAAACAGUUCAGUGAAUUGGGUUCUCUGAAGAAGCACAUGAGAACCCAUACGGGAGAGAAACCGUACAGGUGUGAGGAGUGCGGCAAACGGUUCAGUGAAUCGGGCUCUCUGAAGAGGCACAUGCGGACUCACACUGGUUAGAAACCCUGCAGAUGUAAUUAGUGUAGCAAACCGUUCAGUUCGCUGAGUCAUGAUCUGAAGACCCACAUGCGAACUCACACUGGUGAGAAGCCAUACAGAUGUCAGGAGGGUAGCAAGCAAUUCAGUCAUCCGGGUCACCUGAAGAAACCCAUGCGAACGCAUGACAAACAAACAAACGCACGACCAACUAAUACGUUGCCUUGCAUUUAUACACGAACAGGAAAAAGUUCACAAUCUAAAUCCUACGGUCUAAAAUCUGAUAUAUUUCUAAACCACACAGCGCAGUUUACUCCUAACUACCUCUCACAUAACAUGCUCUAGCCAGGCUUCAAGAAUUUCCUCCGCAUUACUUUGUAUACUGUGUUUGCGACCUCAAAUCGCGAUGCAUUUCUGAUCGAUCUGGUCCCACCUGGGAGGUUUGUGUUGUAAUGUGACUUGUCCAGAGCGGCCAGACUGGGCCACAUUGAUCCUGCUUAGGUGGAUUCUGUCCGGAAUCUGAUUAGCAAAGCUUAGUAUGAAAUCUCGACCAAAUACAAGUCGGUUCAGGCUAGAAUCCUUGUGUUUAAGUAGUUUAAAGAAGGCGUCGCGCUAAUGUCAGAUGUGUGUUUCUCCAGACGUCAACUUUUAAUUGAUGUCAGACAGUUAUAUAUUGUUUCAUAUGCAGCAUUACGUCGAUGAAUGUUAGACAUCCAGGUAAUAAGAUACGC